Messenger RNA from Lachancea sp. 'fantastica', 459 nucleotides. The record is from the annotation of a GenBank genome assembly. NCBI's taxonomy places the organism in Eukaryota, Fungi, Ascomycota, Saccharomycetes, Saccharomycetales, Saccharomycetaceae.
AUGUCCCAGAACGAAAGAACCUUUAUUGCCAUCAAGCCAGACGGUGUCCAAAGAGGCCUGAUCUCCAAGAUCUUGGGCCGUUUUGAAGACAGAGGUUUCAAAUUGGUCGGUAUCAAGUUGGUUACUCCUACUGAGAACUUGCUCAAGGAGCACUACGCCGAACACGUCAACAAAUCGUUCUUCCCCAAGAUGCUGUCGUACAUGAUGUCCGGACCUAUCUUGGCCACUGUGUGGGAAGGUAAAGACGUUGUUCGUCAAGGACGUGCGAUUUUGGGUGCCACUAACCCUCUAAAUUCCGCUCCUGGUACCAUCAGAGGUGAUUUUGCCAUUGAUAUGGGCAGAAACGUGUGUCACGGAUCCGACUCUGUGGAGUCCGCCAAUAACGAGAUUUCCUUGUGGUUCAAGCCAGAAGAACUUGUUGACUGGAAACUCAACCAGCAGUCCUGGAUCUACGAGUAA